AUGACCGACGAAGAAACCGAAGACGACGGACGGAUCAUCAGCUCAUUCGGCGGCCGUGGCAAACGCCUCUAUGAGAACCGCCUCUUUGAUGACGAUGGCGAAGCCGAGCUCUCUGAGCGCAGGCAGAAGAACGAGCCUCUGGCCGCAGGCGCCAACACCGCCAACCGCAACAAGACCUUCGCUUCGCAAUUUGAGCUGGGGGAUGAAUCGCCCGACGCCAAGGAGAACAAGCCUACCCAAAAGCACGAUGCACACAAUAAGAUGAUGGAAUCCCACUGGGAUAACUACGACGAGCCGUCCCCCCAGGUCCCUACCCAAAAGCACGAUGCACACAAUAAGAUGAUGGAAUCCCACUGGGAUAACUACGACGAGCCGUCCCCCCAGGUCCCUACCCAAAAGCACGAUGCACACAAUAAGAUGAUGAAGUCUCACUGGGAUAACUAUGAGGACCCUUCCCCGGAGCCUAUUAGGAGAAAUGCCACCGCGCAGCGCAAUCCUCUCGGCCACAAUCAGCCCAGCUGGAACCAUGGAGACGACAACUAA
Penicillium coprophilum is the source of this 543-nucleotide messenger RNA. RefSeq names its product Nucleic acid-binding OB-fold. The coding region runs from base 1 to 543 and encodes 180 amino acids. The record is from RefSeq and is a predicted model, not a curated record. The transcript has a single exon. Lineage: Eukaryota; Fungi; Ascomycota; Eurotiomycetes; Eurotiales; Aspergillaceae.